AUGAUGUUGAUUCUACCAGUCAUUGGUUUUGCAGCCAUGAUGGCUCAUGGCCAGACAUUGACAUUGGCAUCAAGUAUGAUUGAAGGGAUGAGCAACAACAGUCUAUUCGAUCGAUGGCGUCCUUACUCACAUUUCUCCGCCCCUGCCGGAUGGAUGAAUGACCCAUGUGGACCACUCUAUGACCCCGUCGGCGACCUUUACCAUCUGCACUACCAGUGGCACGUCAACCAUGUGGAAUGGGGCAACAUCUCUUGGGGUCAUGCCUCGUCGGAAGAUCUAGUGACAUGGAUUGAUGUCGACCACUUCUCUGGCGAUCAAUCCCAAGCAGCAGCCCAAGCCUGGUCAGGAAGUCGAGCACAAUCACUAGGACCGACCAAUCUGACCAGCUCCCACCAUGGUCCCAGCGAGUACAACCACCUCGGAAUCUUCACGGGCACUGCACAACCCGUCAACUUGACCGGAGAAGUCGACGACGGUACACUACUCGCCUUUUACACCUCCGUCUCUCGCCUUCCCACGAGUUGGGACGCACCGUACCUCAAGGGAACCGAGAGUCAGAGUUUGGCAUACUCUACGGACGGCGGUCUCAGCUGGACGCAAUACGAUGGCAAUCCAGUGAUAUCGCAGCCACCAGAGGGUUGGAACGUUACCGGGUUCCGAGAUCCUUUCUUUCAUGAGUCGCCGGAGUUGGAUCGCAUGCUCAACUACUCCGAGCCGCAUUACUAUUCUGUCUUUGGUUCCGGGAUAGGCGACGUUGGGCCCCGAGCACCUCUGUACACCGCACUAGCGUCGAACCUGACCGAUUGGACUUUCCUGGGAGCAUUGUGGGAACCCAAUGGCAACACUUCCCUCGGUCGGCCGUACGAGGUGGGUAAUUGGGGAUGGAAUUUUGAAGUUCCCAAUUUCUUCGAUCUUGAUGGCCACUGGUUCUUCAGUUCUGGAGUACAAGGAGGCGAUAGAAGUUAUCAUGAACAGACUUGGUCGAUUUGGAAUGAAGGGGUUGUCAGUGCCAGACCGAAUGGAUCCAUUGCAUUCGAACCGGUAUCGAUGGGUGCGGUGGAUUGGGGUAAUCUCUACGCUGUAACAUCAUUCAACGACACCAAACGUGACCGUCGCAUUCAGAUAGGUUGGUCACCAGAAGACAUGAACAACUUUGGGAUCGUUCAACAGGGGUAUCAAGGGGCCUUGUCAAUCCCUCGAGAACUGUUUGUUUUGUACACGCCCAACGUCAAACCACCUUCGCCCAUGAGAAACAGUAGUUCGGUGUACACGUCAAACCCCAACGGCACUUGCACGGCACGCACACUGGGUAUCCGACCUGCCCGGGAUGUCGUCGCCGGUCUCCGCGAAGGUUCUCACGCCACAAACCAUACCGUAGGCGGCGACAACGACAACAACACAAUAAAAGGCAACGGUGCCGGCUCCGGGUCUAUGAUGCUUUUGAACAAGUUGAAUUCAUCUUCGUACGAAAUUUCGUUCACAGUCGCCAGCACGACCGGUAGAGCGGGUUUGACAAUCCUUGCGUCUCCCGAUUUCCUCGAGUACACUUCGAUAUACCAUGACCCCACGACGUCGACGAUUGCAUGCGACAGGAAGAAAUCUUCGACCAUCCCAGAAUUUCUCAAGACGACGUACCUAGGGUUUUUCGAACCAUACAACGUCAUCACUCACGACGAAACCGGAUCCGGUUCCGGCGUCGCCGUUCCUGAAACCAUCACAUUCGAUGUGUUCGUGGACGGAUCACUGGUCGAAAUCUUUGUCAAUGAUCGUUUCGCUCUGACGACCAGGGUCUAUCCUAGCAGACUGGACAGUACGGGGGUGGGCCUGUUUGCCUCCAAGGGAGUCGAAGUGACUUACUCUGGACCACUUCAGGUCUGGGACGGGUUGAAAGAUGUGUGGCCCAGUAGACCACGAAACUCGAGUUCGUUGUUGGUCUGGGAUACGGAUGCAGAAACAAACAAUGGGACAUGGUGGACGGGACUUUGA
Molecule: messenger RNA, 1986 nt
Organism: Exophiala oligosperma
Lineage: Eukaryota; Fungi; Ascomycota; Eurotiomycetes; Chaetothyriales; Herpotrichiellaceae
Exons: 2
Coding region: 1-1986 (661 amino acids)
Biological process (GO): sucrose catabolic process
Molecular function (GO): sucrose alpha-glucosidase activity
Source: RefSeq, a predicted model, not a curated record